AUGGAGACGAAACUUUUAGGUAACUUGGCAAGAGUGUCAUCCAACCCGAAAAUAACAGCAGUCCAAUGUAUUGAUUCGGAUGGCCUUUGUAUUGCCUCUCACGGGACUGGAAAUGAUCAAACCACAGGAGUUCUCAGUAGCAUAUACAAACAUGCAGCAGGUAUUGAAGAAAGCUCCGAAUCGCCAGUGUUAGUAAUUGAGUUUGAGUCAAAAUCAAGUAUUUUGUGUGAAGCGUAUGGUGUUUUAACUGUUGUUCACAAGAAUCAGUGA
Schistosoma spindalis is the source of this 270-nucleotide messenger RNA. NCBI's taxonomy places the organism in Eukaryota, Metazoa, Platyhelminthes, Trematoda, Strigeidida, Schistosomatidae. The record is from the annotation of a GenBank genome assembly.